Gadus macrocephalus (Pacific cod) is the source of this 2265-nucleotide messenger RNA. It is a transcript of the gene rab35b, whose product is annotated as RAB35, member RAS oncogene family b. Lineage: Eukaryota; Metazoa; Chordata; Actinopteri; Gadiformes; Gadidae. Gene Ontology annotation, biological process: endocytic recycling. The transcript is spliced from 6 exons. The coding region runs from base 269 to 874 and encodes 201 amino acids. Gene Ontology annotation, cellular component: plasma membrane; endosome membrane. Gene Ontology annotation, molecular function: GTPase activity; GTP binding. The record is from RefSeq and is a predicted model, not a curated record.
AGCAUAGGUCUGAUAGUUGGGUGCAGUCACUGCCAGAGAAGGAAGCGGAGUUUCCGGCUAUUUGCAACUGAGUGUGAGGACUGCUGACACCGCGAAACCCCGUGAAAAAAGCCGCCGGCUCGGGGGCUAGAAGUUUAGCAUCGGUAGCGGUCGUUUUUCCCUCCAUACCAGUUUAAGCUGUUCAAUUACGGGCCACGGGUUCGAACAGCGAGCGGAGAGGAAGAGCGAGGACUAGGCAUCAGGCGGGGGUGACCCACCGACUACCGGCAUGGCCAGGGACUACGACUACCUCUUCAAGCUGCUCAUCAUCGGGGACAGUGGAGUGGGAAAGAGCAGUCUCCUCCUGCGAUUUGCAGACAACACUUUUUCAGGGAGCUACAUCACCACGAUCGGCGUGGACUUCAAGAUCCGGACGGUGGAGAUCAAUGGCGAGAAGGUGAAGCUACAGAUCUGGGACACGGCCGGGCAGGAGCGCUUCCGCACAAUCACCUCCACAUACUACAGGGGGACCCACGGGGUCAUCGUGGUGUACGACGUCACCAGCGCAGAGUCUUUCGUCAACGUCAAGCGAUGGCUCCAUGAAAUCAACCAGAACUGUGACGACGUGUGCCGAAUAUUAGUCGGGAACAAAAACGACGACCCCAACUCGAAGGUGGUGGAGACGACCGACGCCCAGAAGUUUGCGGAGCAGAUGGGCAUCAACCUGUUUGAGACGAGCGCCAAAGAGAACAUCAACGUCGAAGAGAUGUUCAACUGCAUCACAGAGCUGGUGCUGAGGGCCAAGAAGGACGUGAUGGCCAAGCAGCAGCAGCAGCAACAGAACGACGUGGUCCGGCUCGGCAAGAGCAGUAAACGAAAGAAAAAGUGCUGCUAGCGAAGCCCAGUGGGAAAACGGCCAGCAGCUUCUCUUCUGCAAAGAACACACAUCAACACACACACACACACACACACACACACACACACACACACACACACACACACACACACACACACGCACAUUCACACACACAUUCUCACACACACACACACACACAUUCUCACACACAUUCUCACACACACACACACACAUUCUCACACACACAUCAACACACAUUCUCACACACACAUAUAAACACACACACUCAACGGGACUCCAAGUAUCUUAAAAUAUUCAGUAAAUAUACACAUUUAAGGAAAGUAAAUAAACGGAAAAUGUCCCCUUUGGACAUGCCAAUCAUGAAGACUUACGGAAAAGGAAAAUGAAAAAAAUAAAUGUACAGAUUUUAUGAAAAAGUCAGAUCAUGUUUUACUGGAGCUCCGCAGCGUCACACUGAGAUCCUCCUUUUCACUUCAUGUUUUUAAUUGCCCCUCUUAACGGGACGUGAGCACGCAGCGGUCCCCACCCCCAUGGCCCCCACCCCCACGGCCCCUCCAGUCACCAGACGUGCAGCUGGCGCUCUAGCAGAAGAUAAGGGGAUCUCGGGGGGGGGUCUCCUUCAGUGUGGAGGGUUUUCAGAGGUCGGGGGGGCCAGGUGAAGGCGGAGGGCUUUGGAUCCUCACCUCUUUAACCGAGGGAUGCUUAGAGAGUAUUUCAAUGGACACAACUGGUGCCAGGAAUUAUUUGUUCUGUUUGUGAUUUUUUUUGUCUUGUCUAUGAUUUGCCAACCACCCCCCCCCCCCCCCCCUCCCCUGCUCUUUACCCUCUUACUUCCAGUUGUGCUGAGCCAACAAGUUUAUCCUUUAUACCUUAGCCUCCCCCUCCAUCAAUUGUUGUUUUUUUUUAUUAUAAAAAAAAUUAUACUGCCAAAAUUAUCUAAAUGAAAAGAAUGCUUUUAUGAAUUCAAGUGUCAGACUGUAGCCUCAGCCUCCUCCUCUCCUCUCCCAUCCCGCUACCUGCUCACUCUACACGCCACAUAUCAGCACUGGGCAUGGCAGCAGAGCAUUCACCUCCUGUUUUGGACCACUAGAGGGAGACACACACACAAACACACACACACACACACACAAGGCUCUUUACUCGAUGAGAGCUGGAGACCAGAGGAGCAGUCCACAGGGUUUUUUCAGGGCCCAGUAAGACCAGGACUCCCCCUACACCAGUCAUUACCUUGGCAUGUGCCACUUUUACUUUGAAAGAGUCUGCUUGCGGUAAAUGUGUCCCACGGUGUGUUUUAGUAAUCACAACGGUCAACGACGUGGCUUUAGCUCCUCGUCGCCUUGUUAAACGGAUGGUGACAUGUCAUUGUGUAUGGUUUGAUUAAGAGACUAUUAAAAUUCUCUUGUCACUCA